Aspergillus fumigatus Af293 is the source of this 825-nucleotide messenger RNA. RefSeq lists its product as uncharacterized. Lineage: Eukaryota; Fungi; Ascomycota; Eurotiomycetes; Eurotiales; Aspergillaceae. The record is from RefSeq and is a predicted model, not a curated record. Bases 1 to 825 code for a protein of 274 amino acids. The transcript is spliced from 6 exons.
AUGGCGGCAGAUUCGUUAUCCCCGACUAAAAUCCGUCCAGAUGCCAUGACCAAUACUGGAGAAUCCGGACCCCUAUUACAAUGGUCCCUAGACCUUGUGUCACCGGAAGAUGAAUUGGCUAGGGAACAGGCUCAGCCUCGAUUUACAUGGGAUAUGCGCGACCCACCGUGGGCACGUUCGAUGAAUGGUCCAAUUUUUUGCAGCUUGACCGGGCCAACAAUGACAAGAUCGAUCCAUCCUUCAACAUUUCCUACGAUAUUCGACAUUGAUAAUCGCAGUGUCCUUGUCGAAGGUAUCCGUACACCCUUGCAGGAAAAGGACUGCAGAUGGGUUAUCCUCGCCCACGACUUUUCUCCCUCGAGUCAAGAAGUAUGGAGGCGGCUUCCCGCUCACAGCGUCUUCGUCUUAAAUGAAACAUUGCUCGAUUCUGCACCAGACCCCGAAAAGACACUCCAUACCGCGACGGUGUCUGACGCCCUCCAACUGGCGCUAGAUCUCGUCCAGAAAUACCCUGGGCUGACAAAGAGCGUCGCAUCUGUGCACGAUAUCAGCGCAUUCGUCGGUGUUGUCACCUACCGCUACCAUGACAGCCGUUUACGUGUUAGCAGUAUCUUGCUGAUUUCGGCUGAGGACUUUGAGCUCGAUGGACCCUCCGUUGCUAGCUAUGGCCUUGACAGUAUAAUUGGUGCGGAGAUGAAGAACUGGUCAUUUAAGGAAGUUGGACUUGAGUUCUCAUUCCAGAACUUGCUGUCGCCCUCGUUGACGUUUGGAGGAUUGGCCGAGGUGGUGUCUAUGCAUUUGGGUGUCAUUCCGGCAACUGAUUAG